Guyanagaster necrorhizus is the source of this 1603-nucleotide messenger RNA. RefSeq lists its product as uncharacterized. The coding region runs from base 141 to 1481 and encodes 446 amino acids. The record is from RefSeq and is a predicted model, not a curated record. The transcript has 8 exons. Lineage: Eukaryota; Fungi; Basidiomycota; Agaricomycetes; Agaricales; Physalacriaceae.
GUCACUCUAAGCUUGUUCUUAUCUCACACGAAGCUUCGAAUUCUCCCUACGGCAACCCCACGGGACUCCUACCAUGAUAUCUCUAGAUAGGCUUUCCACUUAUCAACCCUUCCCCUGGCUGAGCGUCAACUCGAAUUACCAUGGGCAUCGAUAUCUUUAGCCAUGACCUCGCAGCCGAGCAUUCUGCCCUUCUACUGCUUUCUGUGGUCCUCAUUCUUGGGAUAGCCGCGAUUUUGUCUUUGAGACGCAAUACUGGACCCUUACCGCAGCCAGCUGCGGAUUCCAAAGAAGAACGCGCUUUUGGAGCAUGGACGCCACAGCAGUUUCAGUAUCCUGCAUUUCCCUCGUGUUCUCUGAGCCUAUCGGACAUCAAACCGAUCCCGUACAGACCAUUUCGAUGGGGACAGUACAAUGUCACAAUGGGUAUUCGUAAUAUGCCCUGGGAGGAUUGGAUUGAGCUCGACAACCAAUUCGCCACGUAUCAUCAGAUUCGCGACCGCCGCAUUCGCACGCAGGGUAACAACGUUGUGCGUGUUCUACCAGCUAGGCCUAUCGUUGGUUCAGGAGCUUCCGCAGCCAUUGAAUUAGUCCAUGAAUUAUCAGAGUACUUGCACAAGAGAUAUCCAGCUGUUUUCCAUGUUACUCGAACAGAAGGCGCUAUCAAGACUAUUAGCAUCCUACCAUUGGAUGUAACCUAUGAACUCCCACCUUGUUUACUAUCAAGCAAUAAAGGUGCCCCGCCAUAUAUUCGCAAAGUAGAGGUAGGUGAAGCCGAGGAAGCGAUGAAAAUUGCGGCGUUGUUGGUGCAGGAUGAUCUCGCACUGAUGGUCGAAGGAUCUGAUGGACGUUAUUAUUUCCAAGCAGGAGCAAUAUGUGUUCCAGGGUUCUGGCGUAUGCGGGACAAGAUAGGCUUGCCACUUGACGAGAUUCACCUUUCUGGAAAUGUUCCUCAGUAUCGUGAGAAGCUGCAUACGAGUUUCGAGCGAUUCUUCCGUCGGCUUCCUGUUGACAAGCCUGUCAUCCGCAACAAUUACUUUGUACAAGUGGUCCGACUUCAAGGUCAGGAUAGAGGCAUCGAAAAUGAUCUGGUAGACCCAGAAGAAUUAGCUUGGUCCACGACGACGAAUGGCCCAGAGAGGGAAUUCGCACAUGGGCACCCCGCGCGUCCUCCUGAGCAUCCGGUGGUCUCCCCGGAGACUCUGAGAUUACGAACAGAGCGCCAGACGCUGCGAAGAUUGUCUCUGUCUGGUGCCGUACUAUUUACGAUUCGGACGUACGUGAUACCAAUUGAACAGUUGGCGAAAGAGCCGGGCGUCCCGGCAAGGAUGGCAAGCGCCGUGAGAAGCUGGCCGGAGAGCGUACAGACGUACAAGGGCAAAGAGCUAUAUGGGAGUAUCUUGGUGGAAUAUUUGGACAAAUGCGCACAAGAACAGGCCGAUAGAGGUGUAAAGGAGGAUCCAACGAAGAAGUACCCGUUCUAGAUUGUCGAAAAAACAUUUAUGUUGUUAUGUUAGAGGGGUUACGCUACUCUGGGUGUGUCCAGGAACACGCGUGGUAAAUGUGGUCCAUGUGCCUGGGGAGGAGGUCAAAAAGCUUCCUUUUG